Molecule: messenger RNA, 393 nt
Organism: Triticum turgidum subsp. durum (durum wheat)
Lineage: Eukaryota; Viridiplantae; Streptophyta; Magnoliopsida; Poales; Poaceae
Source: the annotation of a GenBank genome assembly
AUGGUUGCCCGCGCCACGGCAACGUUCCUCCCCGUCCUCUCCCUGCUCCUGCUCCGUGCCGGCGCGGACGACGACUCGGCGUUUGUGUACGCCGGGUGCUCGCAGGGGCGCUACGACGCCGGGACGCAGUACGAGUCGGGCGUGGACUCCGUGCUCACAUCCCUCGCCAACAGCGCGCCCUACGCCCCCUACGCCAACAUCACUUCCCCCUCGGCUUUACCCCCCGUGGCCGGCCUCUACCAGUGCCGGUCCGACCUCCCGGCCUCCGUCUGCACCGGAUGCGUGCGCUCCGCCAUCUCCAGGCUCUCCUCCCUCUGCUCCUGGAUCGGGAGCCUUCUCACCUUCAAGCUGGUGAGCCCCGCCAACUUGAGGGCCCUCCUCUUCAAUGACUAG